This is a messenger RNA of Triticum aestivum (bread wheat), 1524 nucleotides long. Its product is annotated as probable L-type lectin-domain containing receptor kinase S.5. The transcript has 5 exons. Gene Ontology annotation, biological process: protein phosphorylation. Lineage: Eukaryota; Viridiplantae; Streptophyta; Magnoliopsida; Poales; Poaceae. Gene Ontology annotation, molecular function: protein kinase activity; ATP binding; ADP binding. The record is from RefSeq and is a predicted model, not a curated record. The coding region runs from base 1 to 1524 and encodes 507 amino acids.
AUGGCCAGCUACAUCACAAAAACACUCAACAAGUUUAGUGGGAUGCAUCAACGGCACAGCCGAUAUACUGGUAUGAUUUCCCUGCAACGUACUUCCUCAUUGGACCCUCGUACCUUUGUCAACUACAGCACGGAAGGCCUGCUUGUUGGCAUGGACGGGCCAGUUGCUGAGCUAACCAACAAGCUGUCCAAGUGUGAUCAUGUCUCCAUUCUCGGGAUGGGGGGAAUGGGCAAGACCGUCCUUGCUCAAGCAGUCUAUGACAAGAUCAAAGGGGGUUUCCAUUGUGAGGCUUUUGUCCACAUUGGUCUGAGAGCUGACGUGAUGAAGGUUCUGGUGGACAUCUUCGAAGAAUUUCACAUAGAUAUUUGUGGUCACAAACCAGACCAACACGAGCUAAUCAGCCAGUUGCAGAACUUCCUGGUGGAUAAGAGGUGCUUAUUUGUCAUUGAUGAUAUAUGGGAUAAGGAAACAUGUUACUUGGUACAAGGUUCUCUGACUAUUGGCGUGGUGGGAUCUGUAGUUGGUCUGAUUAUGUUGGCUUGUUUAGCAGCUCUGAUUUGGAAGGUGCUAAAGUUACGGAGUCAGUGCAGAAGAGGGCAUAUUCGAGAGUUCACUUACCGGGAAUUGGCGUCUGCAACACGCGAAUUCGCUGACGGACGAAAGCUUGGACAGGGUGCCUUUGGAGUUGUCUAUAAAGGGGCAGUGAUGCUGCAAGAUGAAGAAGUGGAAGUGGCUAUAAAAAAGAAUUUAAAUGUUGUGUCAGAUGAAUCAAGGGCUGCCUUUAAGAAUGAGGUUGAUAUUAUGAAACCGUUGAACCAUCUCAAUAUUAUACGUCUUGUGGGUUGGUGCGACAACAGGAGCAGUCUCUUGCUUGUCUAUGAACUAGUGGAGGAUCGCAACCUUGAGGAUCGGCUUUACGGCGGUGGUGCUAGUGUGUCUUCGGGUUCAGGUUUAGUUCUAGAUUGGCGCCAAAGGUACAACAUACUGGUUGGAAUAGCCUCGGGUCUUGAUUACCUCCAUAAUAAAUGUGUGAAAACCGUCCUGCAUAGAGACAUCAAGCCAGGUAAUGUGAUGCUGGACAGGGACUUCAAUGCUAAACUAUGUGACUUCGGCCUGGUGACGCAACUCACCCAUGCCGUAACCUCACGCUCGACUGGGAACAUCAUUGGAACACCAGCCUACAUGGACCCUUCAUUUGAGGAAAACGGCAAGGUUAUUAGGGAAUCAGAUGUCUACAGCUUCGGUGUGUUGUUGCUUGAGGUUGUAUGUGGUGUGAAGCCAAAACUGAUCCCGAUUGACAGAGACACAAAAAACAGCCUCAUCGAGAUGGUCCGGGAAUAUGAGAAGAAGAAUGCAAUUCUUAAUGCAGCCGACCAACAUUUGAGGGGAAAGUUUGAUGACCAAAUAAAAGGAGCACUGUUGAUCGGGCUCCAUUGUGUGAAAACAAACCGCGGUGAUCGUCCAACUAUCCAAAUUGUGUUGUCCAAAUUAUCAGGCUUGCGUGACUCAUAUGUUGUGGUUUGA